AUGCAAGAUCCAUCGCCCUCGGACAAGAUCAACCCCUCCAUCCAACACAAUUCAAUGUUAUCAGACUCUACCUUAGCCUCUGCUCAAAAUGACUCGGUCAAUGAACGUUCUCCUAAGCGCCAGAGGAUCGAUGAGCCGUCUUCUACUCCAGCCGACUUGAGCAAUGUCGAAGAGAACGUUGGUGCAAUGGAAUCAGACAGCUCGCAAAUCGAUAUUGGUGGUGGUGGUGGUAGCAGCAAUACGAGCGACGUACAACAACAACAACAGCAGCGACCUUCUACAGAAGAAAACCCCACCUUUUGUGAUCAAGACUUUGAUGAUGACGAUGAUGAUGAAUCCGACGAGGAUUGGGCAGAUGGUGCAAACCACGACGAGGACAAUGAUGGCAGCAGCAGCAGUGAUGAAAGUGAAAGCAGCAAUUAUGAACUUAUCACGCCCGCUGGUAUUCCAGAAGAUGAUGAGAAUGAGGAAUUUGAGUACCCAUGGACGAGCUUUACGCAGGAGGAGAGCGAUGCUUUGCAAGAUGAAGUGAAGGAAAUCGGCUUGGUGAAGUUUAUGGAAAAAUAUCUCUUGAAUCAACAAGUACCCCCUCUCAAGCUUAUGGAAGCAUUCAAUGUGGUUAUGCAUCCAGGGGCAGCGUUGGCAUUAAGUGAACUUCAGCAAUGUGCCAUUCUACGCCAAGUGAUCAAUCGUCAUUUACGCAAAAGAAAUCGAUUGGAGCAUGUCAAUACGUUGGAAGAUGUUGUCAGUUUGCUGGCCAAAGCCAACAAUGUCAUGAUUGUUACUGGUGCAGGCGUAUCCGUAUCGUGUGGCAUCCCUGAUUUCCGUUCAGAAACCGGCAUCUAUUCUCGCCUACAAGAAUUCGAGCUUGAUGAUCCCCAACAAAUGUUCGACAUCAAGUAUUUCCGAGAGAACCCACAGAUCUUUUAUUCCUUCGCCAAAGAGUUGUAUCCAAGCAAUUACGAACCCAGCCCAAGUCAUUUGUUCGUAAAGUUGAUGGAAGAGAAGGGCAAGCUUUUGAGGAAUUAUACGCAAAAUAUCGACACCCUCGAGCACAAGGCCAAUAUCAAACGCAUUGUCAAUUGUCAUGGUAGCUUUGCCACAGCCAGCUGUGUGACAUGUGGAUACAAGUGUGAUGGAAAGGAAAUCGAACAAUACAUUUUCCAACAGAAAGUUCCUCCAUGCCCGAAAUGUGCAGUAGAAGAUGCUGACAAUGCUCUGAACAAGCCUCGAAAGGAUGAUGAUGACGAUGAUGAUGAUGAUGGUCGUCCAAAACAUCAAGGCAUAUCGGUGAUGAAACCUGAUAUCACGUUCUUUGGGGAGAGCCUGCCAGCUGAAUUUGACCGAUUAUUGGCCCUCGAUACCGAAGUAGUGGAUUUGUUAAUAGUGAUGGGCUCGUCACUCAAGGUAUCGCCUGUAUCAGAAAUCAUGUCACAAAUUCCACACAGCGUGCCACAAAUCCUCAUCAACCGAACACCCAUCACCCAUAUGACCUUUGAUAUGCAAUUGCUAGGCGACUGCGAUGUCAUUGUGCCCGAACUCUGCCGAAUGCUUGGAUGGGAUUUACGUCAUGAAAAGUUACCAGGAGGCAGUGCCCAAAGUGAUGAGAGUUUGCGUCAAAGCAAAGAGGACGGCGAUGGCGAUUGGGUCGAGAUUGUGGAUCCCGUGACAAAGGAGCUUAAACACAAGGAAAAAAAGAUAUGGCGAUUCCGGCGAGAUGGCCUUUAUACUUUCCCUGGUGCUGUCGUAAGCGAUCGGUACCUCGAGCAAUCUAGCUCGGGAGCACAUGUAUCAUCGUCAUCAUCCGAGAGUGAAGGUGAGUCGGACAAUGACAACAAUCAACCAAGUGAACAACAAGAAGAACAAGUUGCAUCAACCUCUGAAGAAUCGGGACAACCAGAGACAGCAUCCAACCUUAAUGAUAACAACAAUAGCACUAUCUCGUAA
Messenger RNA from Lichtheimia ornata, 1947 nucleotides. RefSeq lists its product as uncharacterized. The record is from RefSeq and is a predicted model, not a curated record. The coding region runs from base 1 to 1947 and encodes 648 amino acids. The transcript is spliced from 7 exons. Gene Ontology annotation, molecular function: NAD+ binding. Lineage: Eukaryota; Fungi; Mucoromycota; Mucoromycetes; Mucorales; Lichtheimiaceae.